GCCAUUUCCUACUCCAACAGAUCUUCCUGACUCAAGAUCAAAUCUGUGUCUCCUGUGACUAUGCACUGUUUGUACAUGGGCAUUUAGGAUAUAAUAGACCCUGAAUUGUUGAAUGGAUAAUCAAUGAUUCUUGUUUAGUGCCUUUCUCAAAAAGGAGAGUGUGGGAGAACAAAUUGUCUAAAUCCACAGUUUCGUCCGAUCUUCUUCCAUCAUGCCUGAACCGGCUAAAUCUGCUCCUGCUCCCAAGAAGGGGUCUAAGAAGGCGGUGACCAAGGCGCAGAAGAAGGACGGCAAGAAACGCAAGCGCAGCCGCAAGGAGAGCUACUCCGUGUACGUGUACAAGGUGCUGAAGCAGGUCCACCCGGACACCGGCAUCUCGUCCAAGGCCAUGGGCAUCAUGAACUCCUUCGUCAACGACAUCUUCGAGCGCAUCGCGGGCGAGGCGUCGCGCCUGGCGCAUUACAACAAGCGCUCGACCAUCACAUCCAGGGAGAUCCAGACGGCCGUGCGCCUGCUGCUGCCCGGGGAGCUGGCCAAACACGCGGUGUCCGAGGGCACCAAGGCCGUCACCAAGUACACCAGCGCCAAGUGAGCCGGCCCGCCACGGAGUGAUCGAACCACAUCCAUCACUUCGCGAUCCUGCUGAAGCCAUCAGUGCAAUUAAACUCAUCAGAGUACUCAGAACAACGUCCAC
Messenger RNA from Odocoileus virginianus texanus, 694 nucleotides. Its product is annotated as histone H2B type 1-C/E/F/G/I. The record is from RefSeq and is a predicted model, not a curated record. Gene Ontology annotation, cellular component: nucleosome. Lineage: Eukaryota; Metazoa; Chordata; Mammalia; Artiodactyla; Cervidae. Gene Ontology annotation, molecular function: DNA binding; structural constituent of chromatin; protein heterodimerization activity.